Gastrolobium bilobum is the source of this 1555-nucleotide messenger RNA. RefSeq names its product equilibrative nucleotide transporter 3-like. Gene Ontology annotation, cellular component: plasma membrane. NCBI's taxonomy places the organism in Eukaryota, Viridiplantae, Streptophyta, Magnoliopsida, Fabales, Fabaceae. Gene Ontology annotation, biological process: nucleoside transmembrane transport. The transcript is spliced from 10 exons. The coding region runs from base 145 to 1389 and encodes 414 amino acids. Gene Ontology annotation, molecular function: nucleoside transmembrane transporter activity. The record is from RefSeq and is a predicted model, not a curated record.
CUUAUUGCAGUACACGGCCAUUGGAUCGAAUAAUUGAUUCUGGUUCUCUCCUCUCAUCUCUUUCUCUUCCUCUCCGCUCGUCUGGGUUACCUUGCAGUAAUACACUAAUAUUAACUUGAUUCAAAAAAGGCAUCAACAGCUGCCAUGGUAAACAGUGAGCAUCCAACACGUCUUGAGGGAAAAUAUGCUGCAAUAGUUGUGUGCUGGCUUCUUGGCAAUGGAUGUCUUUUCUCAUGGAACAGUAUGCUGACAAUAGAAGAUUACUACGUUUACUUGUUUCCGAAAUAUCACCCCCCUAGGGUGCUUACUCUAGUAUAUCAGCCAUUUGCAGUUGGAACACUUGCAAUACUGGCUUAUAAUGAAGCAAAAAUCAAUACACGAUUACGGAACCUAUUUGGAUAUACUCUUUUCUUCAUAAGCACUUUGUUGGUGUUAAUUGUGAAUGCAGCAACAUCUGGUAAAGGGGGACUUGGAACUUUCAUUGGUAUAUGUGCAAUUAGUGGUGCUUUUGGAGUUGCUGAUGCUCAUGUUCAAGGUGGAAUGGUGGGAGACCUGUCCUUCAUGAGUUCAGAAUUCAUUCAGUCUUUCCUUGCUGGUUUGGCAGCAUCCGGUGCAUUAACCUCUGCUUUGAGGUUAAUUACAAAAGCAGCAUUUGAGAAUUCUAAGGAUGGUCUUCGCAAAGGAGCCAUUCUGUUCUUUGCCAUAUCAACAUUCUUUGAGCUUCUUUGUGUUCUUCUCUAUGCAUUUGUUUUUCCUAAACUACCAAUUGUGAAGUACUACCGUUCAAAAGCAGCAUCAGAAGGAUCUAAAACCGUUUCAGCUGACCUUGCAGCUGGUGGCAUCCAGACUUUACCUGGAGGAGGUGAGGAAUAUGCAAAAGAACAAGAGAGGAAGGGAAUCAAGCAAUUGUUAUUGGAAAACAUUGAUUAUGCACUUGAUAUGUUCCUAAUAUAUGUGCUGACACUAUCUAUUUUCCCUGGAUUCCUGUCAGAAGAUACUGGAUCACAUAGUUUAGGCACCUGGUAUGCACUUGUUUUAAUUGCAAUGUAUAAUGUGUGGGAUCUAAUAGGAAGAUACAUUCCCCUCUUGAAAUUCUUGAAGUUGGAGUCCCGAAAGUUGAUAAUGAUAGCAAUUCUUUGUCGAUACUUACUUGUUCCAGCAUUUUAUUUCACUGCAAAUUAUGGUGACCAAGGCUGGAUGAUAAUGUUGACAUCCUUCUUGGGGUUAUCCAAUGGUUACCUCACUGUGUGUGUACUCACAUCUGCACCCAAAGGUUACAAGGGUCCAGAACAAAAUGCCUUGGGAAACCUGUUGGUGUUGUUUCUACUUGGAGGUAUAUUUGCAGGGGUGACACUUGACUGGCUGUGGUUAAUAGGUAAAGGGUGGUGAGAUCUCAAUCAUGCCAAACUAGAGAAUGGUUCUGAUGUGGGGACUUGUAAAAAAUUUUUUACCAUUGUUUAUAGUUUAUUGCGUGUUCUUUUGCUAAAUAAAAAAAUAAUGAAUUGGUUAAUUUUGGUGUUUCAUUCAUAUUAAAUUCGUAAUCUAAUAUUAGAUA